AUGGCAUCUACCGGCAAAGGCGAGAACGGCGUGCCCGUCGCGGCUGACACGACCACGUCGCUGCCCCUCCGCACCAACAGCAACCCCUCCGCGCCGCCGCCACCAGGAAAUGCCUUGACUGGCAAGCAAGAACAUUACCUAAAACGCGAGCUGAUGUCCCAGCAAGUCAAGUGGGAGAUCAACGAACUCAACUCCCCUACGGCGCUCCAACGUUUUGGCGCACCGUUUCGAUCUGAGCGUGGCGAAGUCUCUCCACAGGAAUCGGAGCUUCCCAUACUUCGAUACAUAUUCGUUCACCAUGUUCGCGACUUUCCCUUCCUUGACAAGGCGAGGGAGAAGGAGUUCUGGCAGGACAAGCUGCAAGUGUUCCUCGAAUCCUUUGCGGGGAAGCAAAUAUCGUCGUCCGAGGAUCGCCUCGAAGAAACCAAGCGCCGCAAGCUCGCCAUCAAGGCGCAGAAGCUCGUCGAGCUUAUGAUGGUGUCAGGCAUUCCCACAUCGUCCGGAUUCGAGGAGCGCAUUCGUUUCAGCGAAAUCGAGAUUGUGGACAGCAAUGCAAUCGAUACCGGCGUCCUGCAUACCAUACCGGAGGGUAACUACAUCAACGGAUGGGAUGUCAACGUGGCGGGUGCCCGCGUCACCCAGGUCAAGCGGAACAUACGUUACCACAAGCAUGCCGAGUUCCUGCUCCGAAUAAAAAGAAAAGGAGAGCUGGAGCAUUUUGUUGGACGCAGAUACGGAGAUUUCGCCAAGCUUUCUAGGAACCUGAAGACGGAACUCCCGGGGAGGGUCCUGCCGCAGCUACCUAAGAAGAACAAGUCGAGCUCGACGGCGUCUGGGGUAUUUUCGGCUUUCAGCAAUGGCGACGAUUCCGAUGCCUCUUCGAUAUCAUCGCUCUCCACCCGCUUCACGGGGGCCGUCCAGGACUCCACUGAGGGCAGCUCGUCCCUGCUCUCCCCUUCAGGAGGAAUCUCCUCGCGCAAGCCAGGGUCCAUUACCUCAGCCAGGUCCAUCGGAUCGAGGGCUUCCCCACGCCCCUCGGCAGAGAGCCGCCGCAGCCCGGGUACAGGACCUGGGACCCCCGUGGCCAACGAGGAGACUAUCGUACUUUGGCGCGAGAAUCAACGAAUCUCGCUGCGGGCAUGGAUUCGGUCUUUGCUUCACAACCCGCAAGUAGCUAACACCAAGGCUAUGAUGGAGUUCCUCAGUGGCAAUCCCAUCACCCCGACUGAUGAAGAUGUCGACGAUAUAGUGCGGCGGAGGGCGAUCGAUGAAAAGCGCAUUGAGGAGCAAAAGAAGUUUUAUGAGAUUGCCAGGAAGCGAGCAGCGGAGCUAGACGAGUAUAUGGAACAAUUUCGACGCGAUAUUGUGGAGAGCCACGGCUUGACUAUGCUUUUCAAAGAGAUCAAAGAAAAGCCGACAAUCGACGAUCUCAGUAUUCAGUAUCGAAAAUUCGCGGAAUGGCUUCGCAUUGAGAUUGCUGCAGUUAUCUACCAUCUCUUCCUCGCAGAGGACAACUCGCCAGAGAUGUUCGCCCAGGCAAGGCGCAUCCACUCACUCAUCCCGUAUUCGGUCAUCAAGAAUGUCAUUCGCAUUGCGAAUCCGGCGGCUGUUAUGUCGGGCAUCCUGGACAUAUUCCUCGCUCAGCCCUUUGGUGCCAGGUCGCUGAUGCAGCGAAUUUUCUCUUUGACGCUGAACGACGGCAUAAAGAGCUUCCAGAGGUCAAUUGACACGUUGACCACCAAAAUUGGCGACCCUGUUUUCACGGAAAAGAUCCAAAAGUAUACCAACGCCGAAGAAGAAGUCAAGAUGGCCAUCCGUGAAGAAGCCGAGAGCGAAGACAUCGACAUUAUCGUGGCCAUUCUGCGGUCAGAUCUGCUUGAGCCAGAGCUGACGGGCGAGCAGAUUCAGCGCCUGUUCAAUGCCUAUGUUGCGUUUAACAACGCUGUCGAGAAUAUCGAUGAGGAGCUAAAGCAGGGUGCUCAGCUGUUCUCCUACUUGAAACAGCUUCUGAAGCUGUGCACCAGACAGCGCGACAAGGCCAUGAUGCUCAACCUGAUUGAAGAGCCUGUGACCUUGCAGCUGUUCCGCGACCUCUUCACGAUCUUCUAUGAGCCCCUUGUGCGGGUGUACAAGUCUGCCAAUGUCUAUAGCAGUGUGACAGACUUUGCCGUCUUUAUCGAUGACAUGAUACAGGUGGUCGACAAGUGCAGAGAGCAGGAUGCUUCAGCAGACCCCAACCAGACGGUUCAGGCGUUCAUAGACCUGUGCCAGAGGCACGAGCACAACUUCUACAAGUUUGUGCACGAGGUGCACACCCACGACAAUGGGCUUUUCACGCAGCUCAUGGGCUGGAUAGAGGGGAUCUUGGAAUUUCUUCGGAAGGGUCCAAACAACGGCAAGUUGAACGUCAACGCACUUUUCGAAGGCGGUGCCAGUGCGGGUAUCGUAGAUAAGGAGAAGGCGAUCGAGGAGAUCAAUGCCUUGAUCGCGUGGCAAGAGGCGCGCAAGAAAUGGCACAACGACAAGACGCGCCAAAAGAUGGCGGCCGAAGGACAGCCCGGGGGCUCUCUGGGCGGCCUCGCGAUGAACUUCGACUCCACCGACUUCGGCUUGGACGGGCAAGACCUCCAGGACAUGGCGUACGACGAUGGCUCCGAAUCAGAGGACGAAGCCGAGGAGGAUGACGAGCUCGACCCUAUUGAGGCGGAGCGCAGGAGGCGAGCGAAGCAGCAGGACCGUCUUCGGCGGUCGGCGGGCGAGCCUGCGAAGCCUCCCGUGUCCGAGGUGCACAAACUAACCGACAAUUUCUUGGUGAUGCUACGGGACGUGCUGGCAGACUAG
Molecule: messenger RNA, 2841 nt
Organism: Purpureocillium takamizusanense
Lineage: Eukaryota; Fungi; Ascomycota; Sordariomycetes; Hypocreales; Ophiocordycipitaceae
Exons: 7
Coding region: 1-2841 (946 amino acids)
Molecular function (GO): phosphatidylinositol binding
Source: RefSeq, a predicted model, not a curated record